Messenger RNA from Rosa chinensis, 2448 nucleotides. RefSeq lists its product as uncharacterized. The coding region runs from base 578 to 1633 and encodes 351 amino acids. NCBI's taxonomy places the organism in Eukaryota, Viridiplantae, Streptophyta, Magnoliopsida, Rosales, Rosaceae. The record is from RefSeq and is a predicted model, not a curated record. The transcript is spliced from 2 exons.
UUUCUCCUUUUACUUUUCUGGUUCUUUGUGUGUCUGCAUUUUUAGACUUAGGAUUGCAUUAUGUGGUAUCAGAGCCCAUCGAUUGGGCCGAUGAGGCAAGGGCCACCGGAGCUGUCUGUUGCGGCGGCGCAAUAUCGGGUUGCACCUGGUUUUGCUCCGACGAGAACGGCGGUGUUGGACGGCAGUUCUGCUCAACCAACUGGUACAUGCACUGGUUUCUCUCUCUAUUCGCAUUCGUAUACACCACAGCAAUACUACCCACCAUCACCGCCAUCACAAUCGUUCACCCAAAAUCCUCAAUUUCACACUCAGAUUAGUAGUACGGUCGAUUCCACCCACUCCGUUUCCCCAAUCCAUUCUCAUAUGACCCGUUCCGUUUAUUCACUACCACAAACCCCUAAUCACCUCUUUUACACCACUUCUCAGCCUCUGCAACAUCCGAGAAAUUUCCAUUCACCAUGUCAAAACCCUCCCAACUCCAAGUGAAAUCUAUCAGCAUUACCCACCGACCCAGCCCCAUUUUAUUCCCACAAACCAAUUUGCUCCUCCACCUCCGACUUAUGAGCAACAACGUCCAAUGUUGAUAAAAAAAAUUGCUACAGCGGUGAUGACCGAAGAACUUGUGUUAAAUGUUGAUAAAAAAAUUGCUAGAGGUUUUACUGGAUUGAAAUUUUCUGAUAGUUACGGUAGUGAUGUUGCCAACAGUAUAGUGUGGAGGAAUGAUACUCAAACACAUUGCUUUCAACAUACUAGCUUUAGAGAUGGUUCUUCUGCAGGGAAUGGGGAACCGGUAUCCCAUAAUCAUAAUUCAGUUGGAAAUAUAAGAGUCGAUUUCCAUGAGAGAGAGGAAAAAGAACUUGAAGAUGCCUAUGGUGAAGAUGAUAAUGUGGAUGAAGGGGGAAAUGGCAGUACAGAGAGUUAUGGUGACGGUGAAAGUUAUAGUGAUGACUUUCAGAGCGUUGAUGGGCUAAUUGUGACAGAUUCAGAUGAAGGAGUGGUUACUGAUGAUGAAGGAAGCAGACUAUGCAUUAAAAAAGAGGCAUUGCUGGGAACUAUGUACCAGUCCAAGGACCCCAAGAGCCUUGAUGAGGCGGAGAUGUUGGAGAAUCUAUUCAAUUGUUUGUGUGGUUUGUUGAUGCCAUUGGAGAACGGGGACAUUAAUGCUGGAAUCAAGGAAGAAACAAGGAGAAGAGAUGUUGGUGAUAGUUCCCUUGGUGCUGCUUCUUUGGAACCAUUGAAACUCAUGAAGUUGGCAAAACAAGUCGCUGAGCAGCUAUUUGGCAGAGCUGAUAUACUGGACCAAAUUGCAGUGUGUGCAAUUUUUAUCAGUGCAUCUGUCCUAGUUGGAACUCAUGAUCAAUUAUUCUCAUAUUACAAAUCAAGCCUCAUGAAGUAUCUUAGAGAAUUGGCUCACGUCUUUGACAUUAAGGGUCAAAUGGAGAUGACAAAUAAACUUUGUGAGAAAUUGCUAAAGCAGAAGGAUCAGCAUCGUGACAUUGCCAGCAUAGCUAUGAAGGCUAUGGUUGCUGAAGUUUCUACUCAACCACUUGCACAGUCUAUACUUGGGGUUUAUUUUACCGCAGUCGAUAAAAGGAAGUACUGCCUGGGGAAUGAACACAGAGAUAAAAGUUGAGCUCCAAUCAGAAAAACGUGAGGAAGAAAAGUGUGUCAUGCAUCGCAUCACUUGCUUCAAGCUUGUCAGAUGAUUUGUUGGGAAAAGCUACUGUUAGAGUUGUUCAGCACUUGAGCAAUAAAGGCACAAAAUAUAUAAUGACUCAAACCUCUUUGUCUCAGGUAUUCACUACUUUGAAUUUCAAUUAUCAAGAUGUUAGAAGAGCUUUUGAGAGUUUCUUGUCUGCUAUGAUUAAGAUCUAUAACCACAGUCUCUUGAACUCUAAAGUUGAAGAAGAAAAUUGGCCUCGUGAUGAUAGGAUUGAGAAAAUGAAUGAGGAGGUCGAUAAAUUGUUUGACAACUGGUCAACUGGAGAAACUACUCUUGAUAGUUUUCUAGUUGCUGGUGGGUUGGCUCCUGAUACUGAUUUAAUUAAUAUGGCACCGCUUGGUAGUUCUGAAAUGGUUAAUAGGGGGUUAAAUAAUAGACAGAUUUUUACUUCCUUGUCAUUGAUGGAAAUAUUACUGUCCUGGGUGUUUAGAGUGGAAACUGAUGAGAAAAAUCAAGUAUCUGUACGUCGAUGGCUUAUUUGUUCCUUAUUACUCUUUGAUUGCAUAAAGAAAGUUCUUAUACUUGCUGGCAAGGGAAAACUCAGAGAAAUGGCAGCAAUAUUCAACUGGUUCUUGUGUGCAAUUUCAGAAUUUGGCAUUUUGGCUACUCUAAAUGCAUGGUUGAAGGAGCUUGUUAAGGGAGAUCAGCAGCUUCAAUUUUUCGUAACUUCUGUUAUUGGAUACUUAAAAGCAUUGAUCUCAUGCAAUAUCGGUCAUAUUAUUCAA